UUCCGCAUGUAUAUUUUUUAAUUUCUAUUUUUUGCAUUUGAUAUAAGUCGAGUUUUUUUAAUCAGAAAAUGCAGUCGUCAUUACUGGCAGUGUUAAAACAGGGGAAAGUUUUUUCCAAUACUUUUACUUUAGGUUUAGCAACCUCUUCACCGAAAUUUGCCUAUAAGCGAGAUAUCUGUACUUCAAGAGCUUUAAACAAAGAAACUAAGUCCUUUAAGAGAAGUUUUGAACAAAACAUCGUCUUGGUUGAUGGAGUUCGUACACCGUUCUUAACAUCCUUCUCCGACUAUUCCAAAUUGAUGCCCCAUGAUUUGGCCCGCCUUGCCUUAAUCAAUCUACUUGACAAAACAAAUCUAAGCAAAGAAGUUGUUGAUUAUAUUGUUUAUGGCACAGUUAUCCAAGAAGUGAAAACUUCGAAUAUAGCCCGCGAGGCAGCAUUAUGUGCAGGUUUUAGCGACAAGACACCAGCGCACACCGUCACAAUGGCCUGUAUUAGCUCAAACGUGGCUAUAACAACAGGUAUUGGAUUGUUGGCGACAAACACUUAUGAUGUUAUCGUUGCUGGUGGUGCGGAAUUUAUGUCUGACGUUCCCAUUCGGCAUUCGCGUAAGAUGCGUAGUCUAUUGCUUAGAGCUAAUAAAGCAAAAACACCUCUCCAGAAAUUGAGUUUACUGGCCACUUUACGUCCAGAUUUCUUUAUUCCCGAGUUGCCAGCUGUUGCAGAAUUUUCUUCAGGAGAAACUAUGGGUCACUCUGCGGACCGCUUGGCAGCAGCUUUUAAGGUCUCCCGAGAAGAGCAAGACGAAUACGCAUUGCGUUCACACACUUUAGCUAAACAAGCACAAGAUAAAGGAUAUUUCACUGAUGUAGUUCCUGUCAAAGUGCCUGGCGUAAAAAAUUUUAUUGAAAAAGAUAACGGUAUUCGUGUUUCAACGCCCGAGAGUUUAGGUAAACUGAAACCAGCAUUUAUUAAGCCGUUUGGAACCAUCACUGCAGCCAACGCUUCAUUCUUGACUGAUGGUGCCUCUGCCUGUGUAAUAAUGAAGGAAGAGACUGCGAAAAAGCUUGGCCUCCGGCCUAAAGCUUAUUUGCGCGAUUUCUUGUAUGUAUCGCAAGAUCCAAUUGAUCAAUUACUUUUAAGUCCUGCCUAUGCUAUACCAAAGCUCUUAAAAAAGACUGGCCUCACUCUCAAAGAUAUCGAUACAUGGGAAAUUCAUGAAGCUUUUGCCGGUCAAAUUCUCGCGAAUCUUAAGGCGCUGGACUCUGAUUGGUUCUGCCAAAACCAAAUGGGCCUUGGUGAAAAAUUUGGUUCGCCCGAUUUGAGUAAAUGGAAUAGCUGGGGUGGUUCACUGUCGAUUGGACAUCCAUUUGCGGCCACCGGUGUGCGAUUGUGUAUGCACACAGCAAAUCGUUUAGUACGUGAAGAUGGACAACUGGGUAUCAUAGCUGCAUGUGCCGCUGGUGGUCAAGGUGUCGCCAUGCUGUUGGAGAGAUAUCCCGGUGCUACUGCAGAUUAACUAAGCUAAGUAGUAAAGUGUUAUAUUGAAUUAAAAUUUCUGAAUUAUGAAUCUGUGCGAAACUUAUUUUUAAAAGAGAUAAACAUGUUUGAAGAAUUAUUGUACCAGCAUUUACAUAUAAAAUAAACUCACAAGCACAUACAUUUGUAAACCAUUA
Molecule: messenger RNA, 1674 nt
Organism: Rhagoletis pomonella (apple maggot)
Lineage: Eukaryota; Metazoa; Arthropoda; Insecta; Diptera; Tephritidae
Gene: Mtpbeta
Product: trifunctional enzyme subunit beta, mitochondrial
Exons: 7
Coding region: 69-1517 (482 amino acids)
Biological process (GO): fatty acid beta-oxidation
Molecular function (GO): acyltransferase activity, transferring groups other than amino-acyl groups
Source: RefSeq, a predicted model, not a curated record